Messenger RNA from Cryptomeria japonica (Japanese cedar), 1717 nucleotides. RefSeq names its product probable sugar phosphate/phosphate translocator At1g12500. The coding region runs from base 399 to 1436 and encodes 345 amino acids. Gene Ontology annotation, molecular function: antiporter activity. The transcript has 2 exons. The record is from RefSeq and is a predicted model, not a curated record. Lineage: Eukaryota; Viridiplantae; Streptophyta; Pinopsida; Cupressales; Cupressaceae. Gene Ontology annotation, cellular component: Golgi apparatus.
GCUGUCCUUAAUCUUGUACUUCCAAGACUUCAGCAAUUGCAAAUCGACCAUAGUCAAUGCACAAUUGACCAUAAAUAAUAUUGAAUUAAAUUGCAGAGACAUAUCAGUUUUGAAUCAAUUAAUCAAUGGAGUGAAUAGCCUUUUAUGGGAAAUAAUAUUAAUAAUUGAGUGCGUUGGAUUGAAGUAACAUUUCCGACGUUUAAAGGAAUGCCGGCCAUUGCACAGGAAGCUUAGGGCCACACAACUACAAGUCCACGUGUUUAUAGAUUUUAACAGUAGGCGAGGAAGGAGGGAGGAGUGGUGAGAUCUGUAACGCCAGAUCUCGCAACUGCUGCAACUUCAACUGCCCAAAUCAAAUAAAAUCGAUUUCGAGCAUCUCAGAUUAGCCAGAACCAGCUAUGGCCGAAACCCAAACAUGGACAAGGCGGGGCAGCAAUCCUAAGCUUCUUGAACAAGAAGCGAUUGACAUACCUCCUACUCCAACGGGAGAUGGGAAGUAUGGUGCAUUUCCAGUCUCUCAGACUCUUACGACCGUGCUCAUUAUUGCAGCUUGGUAUUUUUCCAAUAUUGGUGUGCUAUUGCUUAACAAGUACCUUCUUAGUUUCUUUGGGUACAAGUAUCCAAUAUUUCUCACAAUGCUACACAUGUGUGCCUGUGCUAUGUAUAGCUUCAUUGCAAUUUCUUGGUUAGAAAUAGUUCCAAUGCAGUUCAUUGUUUCAAGGAAACAGUUCUUGAAGAUCUUAGCUCUGAGCUUCAUUUUCUCCUUCUCAGUUGUUUGUGGAAAUACAUCUCUGCGAUAUUUGCCAGUUUCCUUUAAUCAAGCCAUAGGAGCCACAACUCCAUUCUUCACAGCAAUAUUUGCAUUUGUAAUAACCUGUAAGAGAGAAUCCUCUGUUGUUUAUAUGGCUUUGGUACCUGUGGUGUUUGGCAUUGUUAUUGCAAGCAACAGUGAGCCACUAUUCCACCUUUUUGGCUUUCUAGUUUGCUUGGGAUCAACUGCUGCAAGAGCACUGAAAUCAGUUGUUCAAGGGCUUUUGCUAACAUCUGAGGCAGAGAAACUACACUCUAUGAAUUUGCUCAUGUACAUGGCUCCAAUAGCUGCAUUGUUGCUGCUUCCUGUCACCCUCUUUGUGGAAGGUAAUGUGGCAGCUGUGACUAUUGUGAAAGCAAGAGAAAAUCCUUUCAUCAUAUUCCUGCUUCUAGGAAACAUGACGAUGGCUUAUCUUGUGAAUCUAACAAACUUUUUAGUCACAAAGCAUACCAGUCCUCUUACGUUACAAGUGUUGGGAAAUGCCAAGGCAGCUGUUGCAGCAGUUAUUUCAGUUCUUAUCUUCAAGAACCCAGUAACUGUCAUGGGGAUGACAGGUUUUGUAAUCACAAUCAUGGGUGUGGUUUUGUACAGUGAAGCAAAGAAGAGAUUCAAGGCACCACAUUAAUGCUUGUGACCAUUUUAUUCUUCCCUAAUUUUUUCCUUAUUCUCUCCAUAUGAGUUCUUAUAUUGAGUUGUUAAACAAUAGCUCCGGUGAAUCUUGUGCAUUACAAACACUCUCUCAAGAUGAGCAGGUCCAAUCCCUUAUGUCUGAUGCAAGCUUACCUUGAACUCUACAUGUUGUACAUUUAAAUAGUUUUGGUAAGGUUCAGAACAGAGACUAAAACCAAAUGCUAAAAGGCUGGUAAAAUCAUAGUUCAAAUCAAUUCAGGUACCAAGCUACUUUAA